CAUUUGCUUAGAAAUUUCCAUCGGAUUCCUCACUCUCUCUAAAGUCUCUAUAACAACUUCUCUUCUCUCGAGCAAAGCGUUGCUUCUUCGCCGUGUUUCGCUUCCUUCCCUAGUCUAACGUGAAGCAGGUAGGAGAGGAUGGGUAUUUCAUCCGGCGAAGAGUCUGAGAUCAGCGAGUCUGAGAUUGAUGACUAUUCCGAAACACCCUACAUGCUGUUGCAGAACGGGAGCUACAAGGUUAAAGUGAAUGGACAGCUGAGAUGCCCCUUUUGUUCUGGCAAGAAGAAGCAAGAUUACAAGUACAAGGAGUUAUACGCACAUGCUUCUGGGGUUUCCAAAGGAUCUGCCACUCGAAGUGCUAAACAGAAGGCCAAUCACCUCGCUCUGGCUAAGUUUUUGGAGAAUGAGCUUGCUGCUCAUGCUGAACCUGUUCCACGCCCUCCACCAGUUCCUCCUCAGUUUGAGGAGACAGUUGAACCAAACCCCCGUGACGUCUAUGUCUGGCCAUGGAUGGGGAUUGUUCUUAAUCCUUUGACAGCCACUGAUGACAAGGAAGCUCUACUUGAUUCUGAAUAUUGGUUGAAUAGGCUUUCAAAAUUCAAGCCUGUUGAGGUCAAUGCCUUUUUGGUCGAACAAGAUUCGAUUGUUGGGGUUAUUGCUAAGUUUACCAGCGACUGGGGUGGAUUUGCAUGUGCCACAGAGCUUGAAAAGGAAUUUGAGAACCAAGGGCACAGCAAAAAGGAGUGGACUGAGAGGUCUGGAGAUUCUGAGUCUAAGGCCUAUGGUUGGUGUGCACGUGCACAAGACUAUUACUCUCAAGGUCCAAUAGGUGAGUACCUCUCCAGGGAAGGAAAGCUAAGAACAGUUUCAGAUAUUUCGCAAGAAAAAGAGCAGGAUAGAAACAUUGUUCUGGAUGAACUUACAAAGAUGAUUGCUAUGACUAACGAUGAUCUGAGCAAGGUCCAAUACAGUUACCACAGGACGGCUAUGUCAUUGCAGAGGGUCCUAGAUGAGAAAAGAAAUUUGCAUGAAGCUUUUGCUAACGAAACAAAGAAGAUGCAGGAGACGUCGCGUCGCCAUAUCCAGAGGGUCCUAUAUGACAAAGAUAAGCUAAGCGAUGAACUGGAUCGUAAGAUGCGGGACUUGGAGUCUCGGGCCAAACAAUUGGAAAAACAGGAAGCACUAACUGAACUGGAGAGACAAAAGCUUGAUGAAGAAAAGAAAAAGGGUUUGACAGGACUGUUGGGUGCCGAAACCGAUAUCGGAGUAAAAAGAAUGGGGGAAGUUAAUGAAAAACCUUUCCUGAAUGUUUGCAAGCUGAGAUACUCUGCAAAUGAAGCUACGGUUGAAGCUGCCACCCUUUGCUCUACAUGGCAAGAGAACCUCAAGAAUCCAUCGUGGCAUCCAUUCAAACGUGUAGGAAGUGGGGGGAGAGAGAAGGAAGUGGUGGACGAGGAGGAUGAGCAGCUGAAGAAGCUUAAAAGAGAGUGGGGAGAAGCGGUGCAUAACGCAGUUAAAACAGCUCUUGAGGAGAUGAAUGAGUAUAAUGCAAGUGGUCGGUACGCAACUCCAGAACUGUGGAACUUCAAAGAAGGAAGAAAAGCAACACUGAAGGAAGUGAUUUCCUUCAUUUCAGAAAACAUCAAAACGCUGAAACGCAAAAGGACCUGAAGGAUGGAGGAGCAAGAAGAAGAAGAAGGAGAAGUCGAAAUGGUUGAGGUUUAUGUGUAUUAAGAAUAACUGAGAAUGGAUGUUAAAAUAAAUAAUUAGGAGGCUCAUAUGCUCUCUCAGCUCUCUGUAUCAAGAGACUAAUUUUCUUCUACUUGUAUCUUUUGAAAGAUUUGUAACAGUUAAUGUAACCAGUGGCGUUUCUUGAUAAUGUUCUGGUUUAUCCUUUA
This is a messenger RNA of Camelina sativa (false flax), 1898 nucleotides long. RefSeq names its product factor of DNA methylation 1. The record is from RefSeq and is a predicted model, not a curated record. Gene Ontology annotation, biological process: gene silencing by siRNA-directed DNA methylation. Lineage: Eukaryota; Viridiplantae; Streptophyta; Magnoliopsida; Brassicales; Brassicaceae.